UCCGCGACGCAGAAGACGCCCGCCAGCUCGUGAUCAGUUCAGCGAGAAGUUCCCCGUGUAGUCCCUGAACCGUGCCAUCUUUCGUAGGACGUGGAGGACCCAUGCUGGGCCAGUGCGUGAAUACGAAUUAACGGCAGCCAUCUGAGCAGUGAAAUAAGCCAAAAAUGUUAUCCGUCGUUAAGUUUUCAACUGGCACUUGGUUUGCCGUGGUCACCUUCGCUGUGCUGGUUGCUGGAACGAGCGCUGCGAAUGAUGGAGAUUCCUGUAUGUACGGCAAUGAAGCCGGCAUAUGCCGCGGAUACAGCCUUUGUCGCCCGAUACUCGAACAAACCCGUGUGGUGAAGAUUUGCGGCUACACGCCCAAAGAAGCGAUCGUCUGCUGCCCCACGGACUACCAGCAACGUCUGCAGCAACUCAAUACCGUCAAUAAUAAUCAACGGCGCAGCGAACAGAAGUGCCGUGAAUACAACCGUUUGGGUGGUUUCAACCUCCUGCUUGGCACGCUGGCCGUAGGAUCACCGGUGGUACAGCACCGGGAACGGCAGCGUUGCCCGUCCGACACUAAUCUUAUCGUCGGUGGCACCGAGGCACGCUACGGUGAAUUCCCGCACAUGGUACGCAUCGCAAUUUCGAACGAUGCUGGUCAGCUGACGUUCCAGUGCGGUGGAACACUCAUCAGCGAACAGUGGGUCAUGACGGCGGCCCACUGCCUCGAGUCACGAAACAUUGUGGUGCGCCUGGGCGAGGUGAAGCAAAACCAUCCGGACUAUCCCGACCCGAUCGACAUACGAGUGGAGGAGUACAAACGGCACCCGAAGUAUAAAUCGCGAACAGCAUACCACGAUAUUGCUCUGUUGAAGUUGGCCCAAACGGUAACCUUCACACGUGCUAUCCGGCCCGCGUGUCUCUACUCCUCGUCGGAAAUUGAUCGUGCGAAGGCGGUAGCGAUAGGGUUUGGAGCCACCGCACAGGGUGGUGUGUCGACGAAGGACCUGAUGAAAGUGACCCUAGAUCUCUUUUCAACUCCCGCCUGUGGUAGCUACUUCCUCAAUCACCGCCGUAUCCCGCAGGGACUGAUAGACCAGCAACUGUGCGCCGGAGUUCUGGCCGGCGGCAAGGACACCUGCCAGGGAGACUCCGGCGGUCCGCUGCAGAUCUUUGCGAACGAUGCAACUUGCACCGCUUACAUCAUUGGGUUGACAUCGUUCGGCAGUUGGUGCGGAGGCCAAUCGCCAGGCGUUUACACGCGCAUCUCGGCGUACCUCGAUUGGAUAGAGGAGAUCGUGUGGCCGGAGUAACAGUUUGCCAAAACGUUUGAAUCAAAGCAUGCGACACUAUAGAUGCGUUUCGAAGUGACACAAAGUGCGGCUGCUGACGAGUGUUCCUAGUAAACGGUGUAGUAAACGGUGAUUCGAUUGCAACACCGAACAAAGAACGCACGUAAAGACGCAGCCAGUAAACCGCACGCAUCCAUUUUAUGAAUACACAGCAAUUUCAAAAGUAUGCACUCAGUAUCUGAAGCAUUAAAUGUGGGUAAAAGCUAAGGAACCGGUGGCCUGCGGCGGUGCUACCGUAGGUCCUCA
This is a messenger RNA of Anopheles bellator, 1583 nucleotides long. RefSeq names its product serine protease snake-like. Gene Ontology annotation, biological process: proteolysis. Lineage: Eukaryota; Metazoa; Arthropoda; Insecta; Diptera; Culicidae. The record is from RefSeq and is a predicted model, not a curated record. Bases 165 to 1298 code for a protein of 377 amino acids. Gene Ontology annotation, molecular function: serine-type endopeptidase activity. The transcript has 4 exons.